UCUUGCACAUGAUUGAUUGUGUUUAAUUUUUAAGCAGUCUGCUCCUUAGCUUUAACAUUUAUUUUGUAUCAUGCUAUAUUUUUGGAUAACAUGCAUGCGUGUUUAGAAACUUGGUUUAUGAGUACUACAAUAAGAAUAUCGGGUGGGAUUUUAUAGGAUCUACAGCUAUGGCCAAACGUUUUGCAUCAAGUAUAAUUUUAGGAUUGACACAUAGUUAAAAGAGAAGUCUACCGGAAGCCAUAAUGGUAUUGCAGUAGUUCAUGCUUGAUUUCGAAACGUCACAUUUUUGUUUUUCGUUAAGUAUAUGGAACACUACAAAGCAGUACGUAAUUCAAUAUGUUAACGUAACAUUAUUCAGCAGGUUUCUUUUGAUUUUAUGAAGCAAAAGCGAUUAAUUCAGCUCGGCAAAACUUUCAGCCAGAGCCUCUGGUGCAUUAUUGGUUGAGACGUCAAGUGUCGUUGUCGACCAAUAAGCUUCUCACUGUGAAAUCGGAGCUCUGUCACUCCACCCACUUUCCCUUAUAUAGAACUAGUCGUCAUUUUUUUGCUUUCUAGCACUGAAGCUUUUAGUAAACGGGAUAUUGGAUUUCGCACUACAAAAACGACACGCCAGGAGUACUGUAGAAUCAAGUAUAUGUUUGUAAAGGAAAAAAAAAAAAAAAGAAAGAAUAAAGUAUCCCCUUUCAUAUCAGAAACUAUCUGCGUUGUGUCAUCAUGAUCUGUGUGCAGAGGACUCGGGGAUUUAUAAAACAACUGCUCUGCUCUGUAUUUUCUGCUUGCUUUUGGAAUCUGGUUUCCGGGGAAAUGUUUUAUGCUAUUCCCGAGGAGCUGCAGUAUGGGGCCUUUGUUGGAAACAUCGCUAAGGAUUUAGGGCUGGGCGCUGGAAAAAUGUCCUCUCGCAAAUUAAGAAUAGCGUCAACCGACAGUGAACAGUAUUUUUUUGCAAAUGUACAAAAUGGGGAUUUACUCGUUAACAAACGGAUAGACAGGGAAGAACUGUGCGGCGAACAACCCACCUGUUAUUUGAAUCUGGAGGCAAUUAUGGAAAAUCCGCUCGAGUUGCACAAUAUAAAGGUAGAAAUUCAAGAUAUAAAUGACAAUUCACCUCUUUUUUCUGUUAAAGAGAUUCGUUUUAAUGUAAUCGAGACAGCAUUGUUAGGGUCCCGUUAUCAAUUAGAGAGUGCUCAGGAUAUAGAUGUAGGAAUCAAUUCUUUAAAGUCGUACUCUUUAAGUGCCAAUGAUUAUUUUAGUCUUGCUACACAGACUCACAGUGACGGGAGUAAGGUGGCAGAAUUAGUACUAGAAAAGCAGCUGGAUAGAGAAAAGCUGUCUUUAAUAAAUCUACUAGUCACUGCUUUUGAUGGGGGCGUGCCAGAGAAAUCUGACACUGCCGCUAUUAUUAUCACAGUUUUGGAUGCAAACGACAAUGCUCCAAACUUUGAACAGUCUGUCUACAAAGUACGUUUUCUCGAAGACACACCAGUUGGCACAUUAGUAAUUAAGCUCAAUGCUACUGAUCUCGAUGAAGGCCCAAACGGUGAGAUUUUAUAUUCGUUUAGUAGCCGCACUCCCAGCAAAGUAUUAAGCAUGUUUAAUAUUGAUUCUAGAACCGGAGAGAUAAGUGUAAAGAAACAGUUAGAAUUCAAGGAAAACACUAUUUAUGAAAUUGUUGUUCAAGCAAAAGAUGGAGGUGUCAUUCCAUUAACAAGCCACUGUAAGGUGCUUGUUGAUGUAAUAGAUGUUAACAACAAUGUGCCUGAGGUAAUAAUAAGUUCCUUAAAUAGUCCAAUACAGGAGGAUGUAGUGCCAGGAACAGUGGUUGCCUUGGUAACUGUAACAGACCGUGACUCCGGAGUGAAUGGGCAGGUUCAGUGUGAGAUCACCAGAAAUAUACCCUUCAGAAUCAGAUCUUUAGGAAACUACUACACCAUAGUAACUGAUGGCGUUCUAAACAGGGAAACUGUAUCUGAAUAUAAUAUUACCAUUACUGCCACUGAUUUAGGAUCCCCUGCCCUUUCCAGUGAGAAGACUAUUAGUGUUCAGAUAUCCGAUGUAAAUGACAAUCCCCCACAGUUCACACAGGAAGUGUAUACAGUCUUUGUGUCUGAAAAUAAUAACCCAGGAGAUCCAAUCUACCAGGUGGCGGCAUCUGAUAAUGAUGUAGGUUUAAAUGGGGAAGUCUCCUAUUCUGUUCUGGAGUCUCAGGUUAAGGACCAGCCUGUUUCCAUGUAUGUAUCCAUUGACAGGGACAGUGGAGUUAUUUUUUCCCAAACUGCAUUUGAUUUUGAAGAGCUGAAAGACUUUAAGGUUUAUGUACAAGCCGAAGACAGAGGUUUUCCAUCACUGACUGCAAAUGUCACUGUGAACAUUGUCAUUGUGGAUCAGAAUGAUAACUCCCCUGUGUUUUUGCAUCCUCAGACAAAGGGAGGCUCUUUAGCUGUAGAAAUGAUCCCUCGCUCUGCAGCUGCUGGAUACUUAGUGACAAAGGUUAUUACUGCUGAUGCAGACACUGGACAAAAUGCUUGGUUAUCCUACCAGUUAAUUCAGGCUACAGAUCCCAGUCUUAUCAGUUUGUCACCACACACAGGUGAAAUCAGGACAGCAAGGCCUAUUAAAAACACAGACUCUGCCAAACAGAAACUGGUCGUCCAAGUGAGAGACGAUGGGAAGCCAUCACUCAGUGCUACAGUUACUAUCGGUUUGCUGCUAACAGACUCUCUUCCGCAAGUGCUGCCUGACUUCAGUGACAAGCUGGAGAAUCAGGAGACACUUACCGAUUUAAACUUGUAUUUAAUCAUUACUUUAGGUUCCCUUUGCUUUGUGUUUUUUGGACUCCUCGUUCUCCUCAUUGCUUACAGAUGUUACAGAUAUAGAAAUCACUACAGUUACAGUUGUUGUUUUGGAACUUGUUGUGACAAUGACUUUGGGGAUUACAAGUUGAACUACCAGCUUCCUUCAAAUUGUGCCUUACCUCCAGACUUUAUAGACUUUACUGGCACAGGCACACGUUCCCAGAUUUACCAAUGUAGGACUCCUAUGGUUGCUCAUUCCAGAAAUGGCACCUUGCUGGUUUUGAGAGGGUGCAGCCCUCCAGGACAUGGGAGUAUUACAAGAACUGCUACUGCAAAAGAGCCAGACUGGCUGGUACAAGUACAGAAUACCAAUGGCAAUACAAUGAAUGCCACUGCUGAGCCUAGGCAACCAAAUACAGACUGGCGCUAUUCUGCAUCUUUGAGAGCAGGAAUGCAAAGCUCUGUGCUUAUGGAAGAAUCAGCAGUUUUGCAAGGUGCACCUGUGGUACAUGUACAGAACUGGCCUACAGUCUCCAGUGCAACACCUGAGCCUGAUGCUGGAGAGGUGUCCCCUCCAGUUGGAGCCGGAAUAAACAGCAACAGCUGGACCUUUAAGUAUGGACCCGGAAACCAGCAGCAGCAGCAGCAGCAGGAACCAGGAGAGGUCCCAGAAAACUUCAUCAUCCCAGGCUCCCCUGCCAUUAUCUCUAUCCGACAGGACCAGGCUGGGCUGUGGACGGCAUCUGAUUAG
Molecule: messenger RNA, 3543 nt
Organism: Polyodon spathula (Mississippi paddlefish)
Lineage: Eukaryota; Metazoa; Chordata; Actinopteri; Acipenseriformes; Polyodontidae
Product: protocadherin alpha-C2-like
Exons: 6
Coding region: 715-3543 (942 amino acids)
Biological process (GO): homophilic cell-cell adhesion
Cellular component (GO): plasma membrane
Molecular function (GO): calcium ion binding
Source: RefSeq, a predicted model, not a curated record